Molecule: messenger RNA, 590 nt
Organism: Anopheles cruzii
Lineage: Eukaryota; Metazoa; Arthropoda; Insecta; Diptera; Culicidae
Product: general odorant-binding protein 72-like
Exons: 4
Coding region: 1-450 (149 amino acids)
Biological process (GO): sensory perception of smell; olfactory behavior
Cellular component (GO): extracellular region
Molecular function (GO): dibutyl phthalate binding; odorant binding
Source: RefSeq, a predicted model, not a curated record
AUGGCGUCGCACACGUUUCUGGUAAGAAGUUUCACAUCUGUUGUGGGAGUUCUGCUGUUGGCAUCGCAGCAACUGGUGAAGUGCGACCUGCUUACACAGAGCGACAUGGACCAGAUAGCACACGAAAUGCGACAUAUUUGCCUCGCCAAGCAUAAUAUUACGGAAGAAAUGGCCAACUUUCCUAGUCGGGGUAUUUUUCCCGACGACAGAGAGUUCAAGUGCUAUAUCGGUUGUCUUAUGGAUCUUACAAAUACGGCCAAAAAUGGGAAAUUUAGCUACGAAGCGGCCAUUCGGCAAAUAAACGUGCUUCCGUCCGAGUACAAGGAACCGUUCCGGCACGGAGUCGAAAUCUGUCGCAACGCAGCCAACGGAAUUGACGAUAAAUGCGAGAUAGCCUAUGCGCUGCUGAAGUGCUUUUUUGCCGCGAGCCCUAAAUUCUAUUUCCCAUAAGCGUACGAUAGUGUUUUGCAACAUUUUAGAGUCAUUGGGGCAGUUUCAAUAAACAACACACGAGCACUGCUACAUUAUUUAAAAAAGAAAAAUCUGAAAAGAAUUUCGGAUGAUUUAGAAAAACAAAAUAAGUUUUACAU